Callithrix jacchus (white-tufted-ear marmoset) is the source of this 831-nucleotide messenger RNA. It is a transcript of the gene FAM177B, whose product is annotated as family with sequence similarity 177 member B. The record is from RefSeq and is a predicted model, not a curated record. Lineage: Eukaryota; Metazoa; Chordata; Mammalia; Primates; Cebidae.
CUGAAAUCUCUGUCUUUACUAGCCAUUGAAGAUAACUAGAUAACUCUCAGCUGUGGGUCACUUGCCCUAAAAGGUACCCUGUUUUUAAUUUUCUAGUUGUUUUGUUUCAUUAUGGAGAUAGACGGUUUUCAGCAGUUAGACCUAGAGAAGAGUGUACCUUAAAAGACUACUCCUAGAAGGAUUAUCCAUUUUGUUGACGGAGACAUCAUGGAAGAAUAUAGCACAGAGGAAGAGGAGGAAGAAGAAAAAGAGGAACAAGAGGAGCAGAGCAUAAAUUCAACACUUGACCCUUCUAAACUUUCUUGGGGGCCCUACCUACGAUUUUGGGCAGGACGAAUAGCAAGCACCUCAUUUUCUACAUGUGAGUUCCUUGGUGGAAGGUUUGCUGUCUUCUUCGGUCUUACUCAACCUAAAUAUCAGUACGUGUUAAAUGAGUACCACAGGAUACAAAACAAGAAACGUGACAACAAAAGUGAAGGGAAUGGAUCAAAGGCACAGGCAGCUGAGGUUCCUAAUGAGAAGUGUCAUUUGGAGGCUGGGGACCGAGAGUAUGGGACCAUACAACGGGAUGCAGCAGAAGCCAUUCUUCAGUGAAGCACGUCAUCCAGGGAGGGUCUGGUGGCAGAGCCCAGCUCAGGAUGGCAGCAAAGACUAUAGUUUCCCUGGAUCUCUGUUCCUUGGCCAUUGGUUACCAUAGCAACAGCACCGCAGGUAGCACUUCUGAACCAGAUCUGAUCCUAAUCUCCAUGUGACUUAGUCUCAAGCAUCCAGGAAUUACAAGCAAUAAUGAGUGUAAUUUUGGACACUUUCUCAGUAUAAUUUUUAUGUGCA